AUGUCGGCCGAGCUCGAGUCAGAGGAAGAGACCAGUCGCCGCCCUGCUGCAACUGGUGGCUCCAACUGCAUACACAAAUGUUCUGCACCUAUUAGUGAUACUGAUGAACAGCAGACUGUCGCCCGGCGCUGCCCUCAUGUAACCAAGAACACAAUGCAAGCAGAUGCAGCUGCCGAACAAACGAAAAAGAAGGCCAUUGCGCGUUACCUCAAGGAUCUGGAGAAGCUUGAAGCUGAGGAUGACUUUUUCUCCCUACCCGAGAACCUCGCACGUGAAACUGAGGAAGACGCCGAGAUACGCGCAGACCGUAUGGAUACGCUUGUCAAGAAUCUCGAGGAACUUGGCUACGAAUUCGCAGAUCCGGCUGAGGGUGACGAGGAAUCUAGGCUGACCUCGACGCACAUUCGUUACAGUGCAUCUGCAACUGUUGGUCUUACCGCGAGUUCGGCUAUGACUCCCGCCCGUGACCGCACUCGCCGCGCCGGACCUGCUCCUGCUCCUCAAAUGACUGCAACAGCACAACAAGGUCGUGCAAAUCCUCCUCCCGUGCCGGCCCCACGCAAUCCUGCAUCUAUACCGCAACCCGAGGCUCCCGUACAGCCUGCCGCUGGCACCGAGGAGACCAAAACGGCUACUCAGGAGUCGCCUUUUCUCAACGGUCAAGUUCCUACGGGGAAGCCGAAGGCGCGUGAUUACUCAGACAAAAUCCAGGGCUCCCGAUCGAAUGCGCGGCUUGACAUCAAGGAUGCUGCACGGGAGGUCGUCCCGCGCACAUUCAAUAUCUCUCUCAGUUCGAAGAAGAGCGCGAAGAAGGCCAAUCAGAAGCUUGUCGCCGGCCUUCUAUGCAAGAACGCAUUCAUGUACAAGGACCCUGAGGCUCGCACCGGCAUUGGUGAGGUCAAGGUGGUGCAGGAUGUCAUCAACGCCAGCUGGUUCGCCGGGCCCCGGGAUCGUGGUAACACCAAUGGCGACCUCUUCGACCCUAUCUCUCCCAAUGCCAUUGCCUUCAUCCUCUCCAUGAUUGAGUACUGCUUGGAGGAGUACCAGACUGGUAUCUACGUCAAGUCGCCCGACUUCACGGAGAAACAGUACAAACCGCGCUAUGUCGAGAUCCUCAAGGACAUCACCGCCGCGACUAACUCCAAUCCCAAUUUCCUCCGUAACUAUGAUGCCAAGCUCUACAAACGCGCACAAAAGUAUUCCGGGGUUGUCGCCACUCACGACAGUUCUCGCCGCUUGGAUGCGGAGGACCUAGCGAAGUUGCGUGCAGCGGUCAAGGACCGGACAGGUCUUACGGAUAGUGAGCAUGAGGAUAGUGACAAGGAAGGGAAUGUGAGUGAUCCGGCGGAGACGUAG
Peniophora sp. CBMAI 1063 is the source of this 1356-nucleotide messenger RNA. Lineage: Eukaryota; Fungi; Basidiomycota; Agaricomycetes; Russulales; Peniophoraceae. The record is from the annotation of a GenBank genome assembly.